AUGAAGGUGAACCGCAGCCUUCAACGCAUGGAUGGUCGCGGCCGCGAUGGCCUUCGAGAAGGAUCCCUCUCCACCUUCGAUCUCCAGGAUUCGCAGAGGGUUCGGAUGUGUGCGGCGACGAAGAAGGGCGCAAGAGGGCAGAUCGGAAGGCAGUUCAGCUCAUUGUCGCAACUUGACCGAUCCGACGACCAGACGUCGAUGCUCAAAGGGCUCGCUGCCCGAGCUCCUUGCGAUGGCAGGAGCGCAGCAGUGAGGCACGAGACAGGCCGUGGCAAGCCGUGUAAAUUCUCCUUCUCAGCUUCUUCCUAUGCCUCCUUCCGCCCAACCAACUCCCAGACCUUCUACAACACCCUCCUCCGCUACCACCAUGGCCCAACCACCUCCCUCGGCCACGGCCUGAUCGCGCGCCGCCUCUCCCCAACUUUCAAGCACAUCGUCGCCACCGACCCCUCCCCCUCCAUGAUCGCGCAGGCACGCUCCUCCAUCGUCGACAGCCCCGAGUUCAGCAACAUCGAUUUCUGCCAGGCGUCGGCCGAGAGCCUCGACGAUAUACCGAGCGGGAGCGUCGAUGCUGUGAUGGCGGGGCAGGCGUGGUUCGGUGCGGCCUGGCCGGCAGUUUUGCAACGGGCUGCUAAGGUCUCGCCUCCUCUCUCCAACUAUUACUUCAACUUCGCCGACUUCAUUUUCACUUAG
This is a messenger RNA of Pseudogymnoascus destructans, 693 nucleotides long. RefSeq lists its product as uncharacterized. Bases 1 to 693 code for a protein of 230 amino acids. NCBI's taxonomy places the organism in Eukaryota, Fungi, Ascomycota, Leotiomycetes, Thelebolales, Thelebolaceae. The transcript has 5 exons. The record is from RefSeq and is a predicted model, not a curated record.